Messenger RNA from Phaedon cochleariae (mustard beetle), 5052 nucleotides. The record is from the annotation of a GenBank genome assembly. Lineage: Eukaryota; Metazoa; Arthropoda; Insecta; Coleoptera; Chrysomelidae.
AUUGUCGCCUCACCUUGUCAGAAGUCAAAAUGUCAGAUUUUUUCAUUUUUUCGCGCGUAUGUUAUGUUAUGAAUCUGAUUGAUGAUCUGAAGCUGAAGAUUUAUCAAUUUAACGUUUCUAUUUGAAACCUAUUUGAUUCAUUUCUCCAAGCAUAGACAACUAUAGAGCAAGCUGUCUCCAAGUUGAAAUAAACUUCAUACAAUAUGAAAUGAUAUCUGCUUCUUGCACUUGCAGGUCGCCAUCUUAUAAAAUAUCUGUAGUAUCUGCACAAAGAAUUUUUUGAAAAGGAAAAGAUGACGGUAAAUAAUUGGAAUUUGAAAAACGUUGCAAAUGAAGUGGUUAUUAUCAUAAAUAAAUCCGUAUUCAAAGUUGGUCGAAAUACUCAAGCUGACUUGAUCACAGAUCAUAGGGAAGUUUCCAGGAACCAUGCAACACUAUCAGUUCUAAUUGAUGGGCUUUUGUAUGUUACAGACAACAAAAGUAGCAAUGGGACGUUCAUCAAUGGGGAGAAAAUCAAGCCCAUGGAGUUGAAACAGCUGAAACAUGGGGAUGUAGUAGGAUUUGGGUGGCACCAAGAUAUGAGUGAGGAACUGAAUUUUCAAACUCCUCCUCUUGUUUUCAAAGUUGCCCAAGAGUUAUCUUUGCCCACAUUGGAAAUUUCCCUAGUGUCUACCACAAAUGAGUCUCCCAUAGUAGUGUCAUCUGAGGCUAUCGAAGAUAAUGAUUGUGUCAUUGUACCAGUGUCAGAAUCUUUGGGGGAUGUUCAAGCAAGUUGUUCCCCCACCGUUGAUGAUUGUGUCAUUAUACCUCCUUCAACAAAAGUCCUUAAAGAAACGGUUGAUGAGAAAUCGCCGGUCUCCUCCACAAAAUCGUUGAACGACCACUUUGACACCACCAAAAGAGGACGUGCAGAAAAAUCACAAUUUUCCCAGAACAAUGAUUCCAUCAUAGAAAAUUGUGUAGUUCUAUCUUCAGACGAUGAGGAUGAGCCAUUCGGAAGCAGCCAAAUAUUCGCCAUUUCUAAGCAGAUCAAACAAGAGCAGACUUCCUUCCAGGACAGUGUUGAUCCAUACUCUGAGAUUAAACAUGAAUUGGAGGACUUGGACUUCUGUGAUGAUCGUCAAGUUAUAGUCGACGUUACCGAUGAUAUAGAUCAUUUUGAAAGUACAGCAGAUCUACUGAAUAUUCUGGAAACGAAACAGCAUGAAAAAGUAUCUGAGAGUAUAAGCAGAGGACAUGAAACAGUAAGAGACCAACCAGAAUCAAAAGGGCAACAUAAGUACGUUAAACCGCCUAUAAUAGCAGCGCCUCAUUUUGAUAAGAAAUCUAGCAGUAAAGUGAAGAAGGAAUCGCCUGCUAAAAUACCUAAAAAACGAAAAUCUACGUCCAAACAGGAAGAACAAGAAAUCAACAAGAAACCAAAAACGGACAGCAAAUCUAAAAAAGAAUUAGCCGAGGAGCGCAAGAAGCGUUUGAAAGAACUAGCAACAAAGACUAAUCCAAUGGUGAAAGACAACAAAGCAAAGUUGAAAUCAAAGCCAGCAGUUCCAUCCAGAAACGAAAAUCCGAAAACCACCGUCAUAAAAAAGACAUCUCCAUCGAAAACCGUAAAAGCAUCGACGAAAAUAAUGACAGCAGACACCUCAAAAAACGAACCCACCAAAAGCGCCGCGAAAAUAAAGACGUCAGACAGCCGCGGCAAAUUCCUCCUGCAUGAGAUCGACGUACCCCCAACGUUGCCGCGCAGUGCUAGAGACCCCAGAUCUAGGUAUAAAACUAAUUCCCUUACAGACAAAGAAAAGCUCGCCAGCAAAACGUCCCAGAACUCCAUCCAAGACACUACCGUUUCGAGCAACUUGAGCCCCAGCAGCGACGAGGUAAACCCGGCGUGGCAAGAAACCGGCAUCGCGCCCCGCCCGGACUCGACCGAGGACAGGUCCGGCUUGAUCUGGAAACUGGGAGCCUUCCGACAGCCCGCUAAACUUCGUCAUGUUUCCAGGAGCGUUGACGACCUCAACGAGGACAUUUGCGCGGUGGUUGGCUGGUCGGUGAAGUGGCUUUUAGAGCAGGGGGGCAUGGACGUGAGUCCGCCCGUGAACGGCAACAGGCCCUUGAUGCGGGUGCCCUUGUCGUUCAGGGGGUUCGCCGAGUACGAGGCGCUCAUGAAUCCGCUAAUCAAGCUGGAGUUGUUGCCGAUUAAAGCACGUAUAGUACAUGAAAGAAAAGUUCAUCCAGUAUGCUGCCUAGAUUGUGAACUAUUCUUGAGCGAUGCUGAGAAUAGAGCGAAUCCAUUCAGACCAGAAGACCUUUCCUUGAUUGAAAUUAGAUUGAAAGACUCUUCCAACUGGUACCAAUAUACUAGCUAUGGGUACUUGAAAAGUGUUCAGAGAAACACAACAAGAGAUGGACAUCAUGUGAAAUUAACUAUAGUUACAAAACAUUAUUCCGAAGAAUUGUUUGGUACCAGAAUGUUCAUAAAAAUUAUAGCAAACAUAGGCAGUUAUCUCAGACUGAUAAAAACUAUUAGGUAUCUGGAAUUGUCGCCGCUAUGUAAAUAUGUUUUGAAACCAGAUAAUUUGGAACCCAUUUUACCAACAACAAAAUCAAUUACAAAUUUGAUGCCCAUAAACUUGAACCAAAUGCAGCACGAAAUUGUUGCUGAUGCAUCUGAAGUAUGUCUCAAAGAUGGUCCCGGAAUAUAUCUAAUCAAAGGACCACCUGGAACUGAUUCAAUAAGAAAACAUCUGAAAUUAGUGCGGAUUGGUCCAGACUCAAGCAUCAGCCAAAACGUGAACAAGUUCAAACUAGACGUCCUGGCUCGCAACAACAUAAUAUCGUGUAAUGGUCUGUCUUCCUUGCUCGCAUACAAAGAAUCUGUGGAAAAGGGCCAGGACAGCGAUAAAUUCUUGAGACAACAUUUAGGCCAAGAUUAUGCGUACCAAAUGAGAGUCGCCGAAGAUACUCUCUUGAUGAAGUCUAAUAUCAUUUGUACGACUUUAAAUAGUUGUGUGAGUCAUCGAAUUUUGCAGGCCACUAGAAGGGCUCCUAUGAAAUUUACGUGCUGUAUAGUUGACGAAGCUACUCAAUGCAAUGAGCUGGAAUCUCUAUUGCCUAUUCAAUUGGGAGUACAGAAGUUUGUUCUUGUAGGAGAUCCUAAACAGUUGCCAGCUGUGGUAUGUAACAAGGAAGCUCACAGGCUGGGCUUCGGGCAGUCCCUGUUCUACAGGAUCCAAGACAACUUCAUGAACAAGUCCUACUCUCCCGUCAAGAUGCUCUACGAGCAGUACAGAAUGAAACCGGAGAUUUGCGAGUACCCGAACAAAGCCUUCUACGAGGGCAGGCUGAAGUCGGUGCCCAAAUGCUCAAACCCCAUCGAACCCGCCAUCAAACCAUAUCUUGUCUUCAAUCUGACCAAGUUCAGCGACGACAGAUCGGAUUACGUGAACACCGAUGAAGUGUUCCUCAUCAAGAAAUUGUUGGAGACUCUGUUAUCCUGCGUGAAGCCUUCUUGCGCAUACAGUAUCGGCAUCAUAACCCCUUACCGGGCGCAAAAGGAUCUGAUCACUCAGAACAAUAAGCAGAAAGAUGUUUCCAUAACGGUCAACACAGUCGAUAGCUUUCAAGGAAUGGAAAACGACGUGAUAAUAAUAUCUUCUGUGAGAAACAAGAAUAACAAUUUUCUACAGAAUGAACAGAGACUGAACGUGGCCCUGACAAGAGCUAAGCAGGCCUUAUAUGUUAUAGGCAAUUACGCUUUAUUCAAGCACUGCAAACCAUUGUAUGAUCUUCGAGAAGAUGCCAAAAGAAGGAAGCUGCUCCUUGACAUCAAAGAAGAUCCAAGGAACAUUCCUAAUUUGGAUAGAUAUAUACUGAAGAACCCUGCACCAUAUUAUGGCCAUUAAUAAUGAAGGUUGUAAGAUUCAACGUAGUGUAUGAUAAGUUUUUCAAUAGAGUUCCUAAAUGUAGUUGAAACUGGCUGUUUUGACGUUUUUGUGUACAGACAUUCGACAAGCAGUGACAGUGAGACAACCAAAAACGAUUUUGAAGUAGAUCAUAAUAUGUUUUGUCUGUCAGACACGGACGAGAAUACAAUUUUCACUUAGAUAAAGCCUUCACGCAUCUUCCUUCCUCUACAUGUUCAGGGAAGAGUAAUACAUUCAUUUAUCUUUCUUUUCUUUUCGUUCUUAAAUGAGAGUGCAAAGCGUCUCUUUAAGUGGGGAAAAGGGUACGAUAAAUUAAUUAGAAAACAAUUUCUUCUUGAAAUAUGUAAUGAUAAGUGAAUCGAAUUCCAGAGUUGGUUCCCAACUUUAGCGAUAUAAAAAUUUUACAAAAAAAAAGAUUGUAGGACCUCGCUGGACGCCGAUGGCAAGUUGGUAUGUAUAAAAAAGCGUACAAGUGUUAGAGAGAGAAAUGAACGUCAUCAUAUUGGCGUAAAACGGGCUAUCGGGAAUGAUUGCUUACCAAAUGUUGACAGUUGUUUUGGUUGUCAAAAAUACAAAGUAUUGGCUGAGCCAGUUUUACACAACUAGAACUAGAAUGACGUUAACCCCUCUUUUCAGUCUCUUUAAUACUUGUACGAUUUUUAUUGAUUACAACUGUACAUAUAUACCAACGAAGUACAUAAUUAUACAAUAUUUGUUUCUACUACUGCUAUGAAAAGUAGCGCAUUUCUCAUAGCUCACCUAGUUUCAAAAUCAUGUAUUGCUCAUACUGGCACUUUGCCAACACCACAUACAUUUCCAUGUAGAUUCAACAAAAAUCGACUAAAACGACCAGUUGGCUGCUGUUCAGCUUUGAAUAGUUGUCACAACUGUCAGAAGAGGUUUUUUAAAUUCUUUAGGGUAGUUAUCAUUAGUGCUUUCGAUAGAAAUCGCAGUUUCCAUCAAAUAUUAUUCCAACAAUUCAUAAUAAAUAAUAUGAUGUAUAUACCGAGAUGUGACGAUUUUGAUAAAUACACCGCCAGAGGCAUGGGUAAUGGAAAAAGCUGCGAAAGUUGGAUUACUUGGAUUCUUUGGAUAAGUGCAGUUUUAGAAAAAGUAUAGUGUGUAUAUA